ACCACAAGUUGUCAUCUCUGCGUUUUAACAUGAAAAUGCAUUAGCCAGUCAGUCUCAGUUAGUGUCAGUUGAAGUUAGUGUCAAAAUUUCGUUAUUUUGGGUUUGAGUAAAAAGCUUAACAUCAUAAAUAUUUGCAAACCUUCAGAGUGAAAGCAUUUAGCGGUUUAACGUGCAUUUUAAUAGAGAGUGUUAUAGUGAUUGAGGAAAGGUGCAGAGGUUGGCCAGUUUAAUGCACACCUGUUUUGUAUGAUGAAACUUUCUGAAGUCCUAAAGGCUUUUCGAUUGAUUAAAACUGGAACACACGAUACCACUCAAUUUCAAAAGUAUCAGCCUCAAUCGUCAGUAGUGACAGAAAUGAUCUCCGGCGCCGGCAUAGGACAUCAUCAUCAUCAUCUCCAUCACCAAUCAUCACCGUAUGGACAUCAUGUCCUGGUGAAUCCACACUACGGUCAUCGCGGAUCAAUUCCAGGAGUCGCAUCCGUAACUCACAUCAUACGACACGCUGGCUCUGGUACAAGUGCCAGUGGAUCUUAUGGAGGAAAUCAUCAUGGAUAUCAGUCAAACGACUAUGGGAGUAGUGGUCAUGCGGCACCAGCAGGCUAUGAUUACCACCCAGCUCAUCCUGCACCUCCUGCAGCAGCAGUUCAUGUUCCCAUAGCUGACACUACUGGUCCAGUUCAUUCAACGGGAAAAUCAGGAAAAACUGGUGGUUCAUCGACCAUUACCGCUCUGACACUUCUCUCGUUUCUAUUUUUUCUCAACAUUUUGCAAAGCUGCCUCAAAGAACACAUGGAUACAAUGAAUCCAACAGUUAUGGUGAUGACAGCUGGAGUUGCCAGGACCAGGGUCAGUAAAUUAGCGGAAAUGAAUUCGAGAGAGCAACAAAAUCCCAUUCCACAGUCGGUUCUAACAUUGAACAGAGGCGAACCUGGCUAUGCUGCUGAUGCCUCUGUCAAUGUGCCCAGUCAAACACCCUUUAAUGGUGGCGGAACUAAAGUUGAAUAUAACAGCAACAGACCUGACCCCGAACCAGAGUAUUACCCAGCUUAUGUAAACCGAACGAUGACAUCACUGGUGAAUGAUAAUAAUUACCAUCAAGACCGGUACCAUUACCCAUACCGACAUUACCAGCGCCUACCCGGACCCAUACCCUCUCCGUCACCAUCUUCAUCAUCAGCAUCUUCUUUCUCUUCCGGUUCCAAUUCACCUGUUAGUAAUUACUAUUCGGAGACAAUGGACCCUUACUACACGAGGAUUAAUUGACUGUAUAUGCUACCCACCGUCCA
Molecule: messenger RNA, 1286 nt
Organism: Eupeodes corollae
Lineage: Eukaryota; Metazoa; Arthropoda; Insecta; Diptera; Syrphidae
Product: protein dissatisfaction
Exons: 4
Coding region: 247-1263 (338 amino acids)
Source: RefSeq, a predicted model, not a curated record